GUUUUUGAGUAAGCUUUGUUGAAAAAAGCAAAGUUUCCUCACCAAUCAAAAACUUUUUCUAUGCAAUUUUUCAAAAUUAGUCAAUUGCCAGCAAUUGCCAACAUCAAAAUGACUCGAAAAAGUGAAGAUGAAUAUUUUAGUGCUGAUAGUUUGGAAAAGUUUGAAGAAGCGAUAAAGAAAGAAUCGAUAAAAUCGAAAAAUGUUGUAAAGCGAAAGAAACGUAAAACUUACAGCGAAUUAAAUCAAAUUUAUUUACUACGUGAGUUCAUGAAAAUCCAAACGAAUGAAAUGAAAUCAAACUCUUGUGGAUGUGACGUAGAUGAAUCAAUAAAAUAUCCAUCUAGAUGUUCAUCAAACGAAAAUGUUGAUGAAAAUUUAAAAGGAUCGUGUGCUCUUAAACAGAAGCGAAAAUCAAAGAUUCCACGCAUUUUGUGGUCACAAUAUCUAUCAAAUCAGUAUAAAUCUUCUCAGUCUGUAUCACUUGUAAAUAGUGAAACACGUAAAUUCCGUAAUCGUAUUGAAUAUGGACGAAAAAUGAGUUCAAUGAACCGCAUUAAUCAACAAUGCCAGAAGUUGCAUAAAAGAAUCAACAGCAAUGAAAGUAGUCAUCCAAAUAACUCUUUAGACUGUAAAGCUUCCAAAAGUGUUUCAUCUAUUAUUGAAACUACAAAGAAUUAUUCGAAAGCAUUGAAAUCAUCGUCACCGUCAAAGGAUGUGAAUAAAAAUGAAGAAUUUGAAAUGAAGCUCGAGUGUAUGCAAAUUCGGCAUCAAAAUGAUCGAAAGAAGAUAGAAAAGUUAAAGAAUGCUUUGAUGAAUGAGAGAACAAUUGGAAAAGAGCAGUACAAUGACAGUGUAGCCGAGUGAGAAACGAGUAAAUUAUUUGUUAAUGAUACUUCAAUAAAAGGCUUUGAAAACAAUGAGAAAAAAAGGUCUUGUAUAUUGCA
Molecule: messenger RNA, 944 nt
Organism: Chironomus riparius
Lineage: Eukaryota; Metazoa; Arthropoda; Insecta; Diptera; Chironomidae
Source: the annotation of a GenBank genome assembly